Actinia tenebrosa (Australian red waratah sea anemone) is the source of this 13795-nucleotide messenger RNA. RefSeq names its product sacsin. NCBI's taxonomy places the organism in Eukaryota, Metazoa, Cnidaria, Anthozoa, Actiniaria, Actiniidae. Gene Ontology annotation, molecular function: Hsp70 protein binding. The record is from RefSeq and is a predicted model, not a curated record.
GAGCUCAUUCAAAAUGCUGAAGAUGCUAAAGCCAAAGAAGUAAAAUUCUUAUAUGACCAUAAUUCAUAUGGCACAGAAAAACUGCAUACGCAAGACCUGGCUAAGUUUCAGGGCCCAGCAUUGUAUGCUUACAACGAUGCAAUAUUCUCUACUGAUGACUGGAAGGGUGUCAGGAUGCUCAGUGAGAGCAUCAAGAAGAAGGACCCGACGAAAGUUGGACGGUUUGGUCUUGGGUUUAAAUCUGUUUUUCACAUGACAGACCUUCCAAGUGUUAUCAGUGGCGAUAGUGUAGCGAUAAUCGAUCCCGAGGAGAAAUACUUUAGUGAUAACGGCGGUAAAAGAUCAGGUCGAAAAUGGCAUUUGAAAAAUCAUCAAAAAAAUAUGCAGACGAUUCCAGAUCAUUUUCUUCCAUACCAACGUGUUUUUGGCUGCAGUAAUGAAUCGUUCGAACGAGGUAGCUAUGAAGGGACACUUUUUCGUUUGCCAUUAAGACAAGAAGCUUCCAAGUUGUCCAACACCAUUUAUUCGCAAGAAAAGAUGAAAGGAUUGCUCGAGUGCUUUGAGAAAGAUGCCCAUUUGAUUCUACUCUUUUUGAUGAAUCUUGAACGGAUCGAAAUUUAUGACAGAGAGGCACACUCUUCACAGCCUAGAAAACUAUUCCACGUUAGAAUCUCAGAGCACUGCUUGACAGAAGUCAGGAAAGCGAGAGAAGAAUUCAGUACCAAAGUACAAGAAAAUGUCUCGGCUCUUUCAGGUGGUUACUUUCCUGAAGUGAAACAGAGCUACACUCUAACCAUUGAAACGGCACGCUACAGCAAUGGAGUAAGCAAUAAGGCAGAGCACUCCUUUGUCAUCACAAACCUCUUCAGCGGUAGCGAUGUUUCGGUGACAAUGCAAGAGCUGAUACGAGAUGCCUCUCUGAGUUAUAUGCCAUGGAUCGGCGUUGCAUUGCCAAUUGCAACCCAGUUGAAGAUCGAAGAAGACGCUGAUGAUUUCGAAGAACCAAAGGGUCAUCUUUUCUGCUUCUUACCUUUGCCGCUAGAAAGCAAGAGCCUGACAGGUCUGCCUGUUCAUGUUAAUGGUUUCUUUGCCUUGAGUCAGAACCGUCGUCAUCUGAAAUGGCCAAGUGCUGAUCAAGAUGAAACAAUCCAACCCUUAACAGACAAGUCAUUGCAGUGGAACAAAGGGUUGUUGCAGGAAGUGCUGCCCAAGGCCUACGCUGAGCUUAUUCUCCAUGUCAUUUCAUGUUUGACAGAAGAAGAACCACUACAAACGAUGACCACAAGUGAUGCGUACAGUGCAUGGCCAGACGUAAACAAAGUUGAUGUAAAAUGGAAGAACAUUCUGAAGCCAUUAUUUGAAAUCCUUCUGCAAUCUAAAGUACUGCACACCGAUGCUAAUGGCGGAGGCUGGUGCAAAGUGGAAGAGGUUCUCCUUGACAGUCUAGAGAAAGGUGAUCAGUCCAUGAGGCGAAUUGUGAUUGACCUGCAUAACAGAACGGGCCAAAAGGUUGUCACAGCUCCAGCGCAUGUAAAAACAGCCCUUCAGGAAUGCCGCCAUAUAAAUUAUGUCACCCCAAAGACAUUGAGAGAGAGUUUAAAGGCAUAUCCAUCUUGCUACUCCUGUUUGAGCCACCAGGAUAAGAUCCUACUCCUGACGUUUGUUCUCAGUGAUUCCAACUUCACAAAUCUUAAAGGUCUCGAAUUGCUACCCUUAUCUGACAAGACAUUCACUACAUUCAGAGGACGAGGGGUUUUUCCCAUUUACAUUGAUUCCGCUGAACACCCAAAGUCGCUGUUGCCAGGGCUACAGAGAAUGUUCUUGGAUACAGACUUGGAUGACACUGUAACAGACCAAUUAAAAAACGCAGUCGAGAAAGGCCAUACGCAGUUAUGUUACUUCAACAAAGAAGCUGUUAUACGGCAUCUCCGCCAAAUGCUGCCUUCUGAUUGGUUAGACUCAGAAGAUCACGUGACCUGGCACCCUGGAAUAUCCAACCACCCAACAAUUGAAUGGUUGAAGACCUUGUGGGAGUAUUUUGGUAGACAUUUUGCACACACGACGUCUGGUUUAGAUGCAUUUAACGGGCUUCCUCUUGUUCCUGUGACCCCGUUGUCCAAUCAGAGCGAGGUACAUCUUGCAAGAAUUCAGCGACCAUCCAGUCUUGUUCUUGCUUCUUUCAACGGCGAAAAUAUUGACGAGUCAGUGUGUCACGUCUUGGAGGAUCUUGGCUUAACCAUCUUGAAAGAUCUUCCAGAGUGCAUUCGGCAUUACCCGGAACUAGUUCCUUCUUUCGUUAAUCCGGCAAGUCCAAAGGGGAUACUUCAUGCCAUGGCAGUCAUUUUUAAAAGUCCCCAGAGAAAGGACGACCUUUUACAGAAGAUGAGAGUACUAUCUGCUGACAAGAUUGGCUCAUUCAGAACAUUUCUGUCAAGUUUAUCGAGUCUAACACCGAAUGAAGCAUGUUUACUACGACAGCUACCCAUGUUUGAAACAUAUGUUGGCUGUGGAGAGAGACUGUCUCGUUUCGUGUCACUAGAGGAAGUGAAUAUUGGAGCUCCAGUCGAUGAUUUGCCAGCUGUGUCUGUAUUCACCGACUUACUGGACCUAAGAGAUCGCAGAAGCCGAGCUCUUGCUCAAUUGCUCAACACUUUCCAAAUGUCACUCAUUGGUUUAUUGAAGACACUGUUGGACGACGCUCUGGGUAACAACUAUGCUCAAAGUGAGGUUGACGUGCUGGCCAAGUACACCCUUGAACGGUUUGGUAGUCUUCAUGGGGAGGACUUAAGGUGCAUCAAACAAAAGCUACAGUGUUUGUCAUUUGUUGUGUCCAGUGACAAAUCGAGGAAGAAGCCCACCGAACUGUUUAAUCCUGAAGAUGAUCUUCUUACAAAAAUCUUCCUGGGUGAAGAGGUAUUUCCGGAAACGUCGUAUUACUCACAACCUGAAGUUAAUGCUCAUUUGAAGAAUUUGGGUCUGAAAGGCCAAGAAAAGAUCACUCCAUCUGAUGUCUUGAACAGUGCUAAUUUGAUAAAUAACAUCCAAAAUAUUGACAAAGCAAGAGUCAAAUCCUUAGGCCUUCUACAACUGCUAGAAAAGAAUUAUUUUCUUCUUCAGGCAGCUGGUAAUGGCCUACGUUCCACAAUUUGGGUUCCAGUCUUGAGGACGAAACCAAAUACUUAUUCCACUCAUCUCCCUCUGAAAGGUGGAGAGAAUGCCGGGUUUUUUACUUGCCCUAACAACUUGACAUCACAUGAUUCCAUAAACAUUAUUGGUAGCGUCAAACUCCUGGUAAAUAUGCCUAGUGAGUCAAGCGUCUCGACAUACUUUGGAUGGCACCAAAAUCCAUGCACGGCAGAUGUUCUCAAGCAUCUUAAAAAUGUAGUGUUUUCUUACCACGUUGAAGACAAAAGCAAUUUUAUUUUUGCUGUUAAAGAAAUUUAUGGAUACCUUAGCAAUAUACGGGCCACAGAUGUUAUCGAUGGUAUGAGAGAACUACAGCUGGCAGAGUGGGUAUGGAAUGGCGAGGGGUUCUGCACUUUGUCAGAUGUAGUUUUAGAGAAUCCUUGGAUUAAUUUGGCACCCUACGUCCGCGUUCUACCAACAGAAACGAGAGAAUUCAGCCUGAUCUUUACAAGGUGUGGGAUGAAACAGAGUUGCGAUGCAGAUUUGCUGCUCAACGUGCUGCUCAAAAUCAGAGAAAAGCAUGAGUCAUCGCGCACCACAGACCUCUCAGUGGAUGUUAAGCGUGAUUUGCAACUCGCCACUGACAUCCUAAACGAGCUUAAACCUAAAAAUGGACAGUCCUUUGAUACUAAUGUCAGAAAAAGGCUUCUAGUUCCUGUUCAUGUUGAGGAUGAUGCGAGACUGGAAUUGAAACCAGUUGGAGAAUGUACCUACUACGAUCGAGAUUGGCUCAAACAAGGGCAUGAUGUCAUUGAUAUUGAUGACCAAGAUGAUGUAAAGAUCAGCUUUAUCCAUCAAAAUAUACCCGAUACUACUGCUGAGCUUUUAGGAGUCCCCACUCUAAUGAGUAGAAUACUUGGGGCAGAAGAGCUUGAACUUGGAGAAAGUUUCGGUCAGUCCGAGUCGCUGUUAGACAGAAUUCGUGGGCUGUUGGAUGGGUAUACUGACGGCUUGUCUGUUCCCAAAGAACUGAUACAGAAUGCUGAUGAUGCAGGGGCCACUGAGGUACGAAUCUUGUACGAUGAGCGAACAAACGAGGAUUGCAUGACACGCUUGAUAGACGAAGGGAUGAAAGAAUGUCAAGGUCCCGCCCUGUGGGCUUACAACGAUGCCGUAUUCUCGGAUGAAGAUUUCCAGAACAUCGUCAAACUCAACGCCGCCACUAAGAAGGAAGAUUCCAGAAAGAUUGGACGUUUUGGUCUUGGCUUUAACUCGGUUUACAAUUUAACAGAUGUUCCAAGCUUUGUCAGUAGAAACUCUAUCGUGAUUCUCGACCCUCAUACCACUUACCUUGGAAAGGGAAUACGAGACAAGAGCAAGCCUGGAAUCAAGCUAAGAAUGGGAGAGAGGAAGCUUCGCAGGCUGGAAAAUCAGUUCAAGCCGUACAAUGGGAUAUUUGGCUGCGACCUUCGACCUGGAGCACAGCAGAAAUCGUACAAUGGUACUCUGUUUCGAUUGCCACUUAGAACAGCAAGUCAGGCAUUAAAAAGUGGAAUCAAGAAUCUUCACUACGAUGGCAGCCAAGUAAAAGAUUUGUUGGGAAUUCUUUUCCAUGGAGCAGAAUCUUUGUUGCUGUUCACUCAGAAUGUACUUCGAGUUACUGUGUACCACUUGAGAAAUGAGAGUACAGAAUCUCCACAGCCAGUCGAGUUAUUUCGUAUCUCAAAGUCAUGCAGCAGGAUUGUGCACCAACUCCAAAGUGAAAGUUUAUUGUCAAACUCUGUGCAGCAGUUGACAAGUGAAGAACAAGAGUUUGUAAAGCAAAGCAGUGUUUUGAAAGUAUCCUCGUCUUUUAUGGAAAAGCAAAUGGAUCAAAACUUCAGUUCUCCGAGUAGAGUUUUAAUGAAGUCUUCCAUGAUACUUAACUGUCAGUGUGUUUUAUCAGAUCAGGGUAAAGAAUAUUUAGCUUCUUCUGCUGCGUCAGGAGGGACUCAAGUUUCAUGGCUGGUUACGUCUUGUAUGGUAAAAGGAGAAGCUUUGGAAAUGGCAUCAAGGAACAAAGGCUUACUUCCUACAGCAGGAGUAGCAGCGAAGCUUACAGAAGUGCACGCAGGAAACUAUGUGCCUGUUCCAAUAACUAAGCCUGUCGACCAUGGGGGUAAUUACCAGAAUAAUUGUCAAGAUAGUACGCCUCGCCAUAAUGGUGGAGUGUUUUGCUUCCUUCCAUUACCCAUCCACAGUGGUCUUCCAGUCCAUAUCAACGGUUGUUUUGCUGUCAGUGACAACAGACGUUAUCUACGUGAAAGAACAGAAGAAGACAAGACAGACCAAGGUGCAGAAUGGAACGAUGUUCUUAUGAAGGAAGUAGUUUGUCAGACAUACAUCAGCAUGCUGGAUGACAUGAAGGACUUGUCGUCGCGCAAUGGAUACGUAUUUCAUUCGUUGUGGCCAAGAUGCCCUGAUGUACAAACAAACUGCAUUGGGAUCGCUUCCAAAUUCUACAGUUCAUUAUUUUAUGAACAUCCAAAGCUAUUUUCAGAUGGUCAUGAAUGGACCAGUAUGCAGAAUGUCGUGUUUUUGGAGCCUGCAUUUAGAAAGGUGCAACCGAUUGGGCAGGUCGCAUUUGACGUAUUCAAGACCAGUUUGGAAGGUACAAAUACCAUUGUAGUUGACCUGCCUGAAGAUAUAUCGAGAUCCUUUGACAGAUAUGAACUACAACAUGGGAUACAAAAUAUGUGUUACAACAAAGAACGUUUUUUCGAUGAAGUAUUCUUUCCCUCCAUUGAUUCGAUAGACGCAGGCUCAAGAAACGAACUCGUUCUCUACGCUCUUGACGACACUUCAGAGGUACUGAGGAAACUCGUUGGAAGCCAUCGUUGUAUUCCUUCUUCACCAUUGGGCCAUCAACUGAAGUACCCUAAAGGACUUCUCAAUCCCGGUGGCAAAGCGGCUCAACUGUUCAGUCCUGAAGACGGGAGAUUUCCUCAUGGAGAUAAGUUUACUUCGGAGGAACGUUUAGUGACGUUAAAGAGAUUAGGUAUGCGAGAUGAUGACCUUGAGUGGGACGAAGUUAUAGAAAGAGCCGAGAGCGUCAAAAGUCUUGUUCCCUACCAUCAAGCUUUGGAAAGAACGAAGCUGAUUCUUGCCUUCAUUGAUAGGAAACUGGAUAACGAUAUAAAGGUUGACACAGAUGUUCCGACGAGACUGCAGCAAGUGCAGUUCCUUCCGAUAAUGAAAAAGCCUGAAACCUUCCCUUUCAAAUGGAAAGGAGAUGAUUACGCAACAUGCACUUUUGAAUCUACAUCAGAACUUUACCCGAAAACGGUGAAGUAUUUGGCCAGCGCAAGUGUACCAAUCCUGGAUGAGACAAAGGAUGGGUGUGGCCAGGUUCCCACAAAAGUUAAACGUUUUUUAUUAAUGAGGAAGACUUCUCUCGAUCAAGUUAAAACACAGAUGGAAAAUGUGAUAGCAACAGCUGAAGCAAUGGUUUUAAAAACCAACAGUAAACUCUUCGACGAGGUUAAGAGUGCUUUUGAAACAUUAUAUACUUACUUCCAGAGCAGUUUAGAAACAGAAAGAGACGAAGUCGUAAACUUUUUGAAGCCACUGACUUUUAUUCUUGGAGAGAAGCAAUUAUUUUCAUUCAGCACAGUGGCAUUCCGUUCCCAAAUUGAAUAUCCACCAUACUUGACCCCAGUGCUUCAUAACUAUGACCUGAAGUUUGGAGAAUUGUUUAAGAGUGUUGGUGUUCGAGAAUCCUUUGACAUCGUAGAUUACAUCAAAGCACUUGAAAAGGUGAAAGAGAACUAUCAAGAGAAUCCAGUUACAGAAGAACUCAUAAAGGUGACAACUGUUUUAAAUCUGCUAGCAAACACUAUGGAAGGGGAGAAGGUCACAGCCGACGAAGCGGUAAAGGAGUAUGGAACUAUUUUUCUCCCUGAUUCGAAGGGGAUUAUGAAACCGUCAACAGAUGUAUGUGUGAAGGACUGCAUUUGGAUGCCUGACGAGAAAGGGGUCGUAUAUGCAAAUGAAGGUAUACCCUCUAAUAUCUGCCUCACCCUUGGGGCAAACACAAGACGACAGGAAACGCUUCGCAAGCACACAUUUGGCAUUGCAUUUGGACAAAAAGAGAAGCUUACCAACAGGCUGAAGCGGAUAUUAACGGGAUAUCCUUGCGGCAAAUCAAUUAUGAAGGAACUUCUCCAAAACGCAGACGAUGCAAAAGCAACAAAAGUCUGUUUUAUUAAGGAUCCUCGUAAACAUGCAGACGAGAGAGUCUUUGAAGAGUGCUGGAAGCCCCUCCAAGGGCCUGCUUUGUGCGUUUACAACAACGCACCAUUCACAAAGAGUGACAUCGAGGGAAUACAGAAUCUUGGCGAAGGAAGUAAAGGAGAUGAUCCAAACAAAACUGGUCAGUAUGGUGUGGGAUUUAAUGCAGUUUAUCAUCUGACCGACGCGCCAACUUUUGUUUCUCAAGGAGACGAGAUUGGAGAAGUAAUGUGCGUGUUUGAUCCGAAUCUGAAAUUCGCUCCUGGUGCAGAUGAGUCAAGUCCUGGAGUUAGGUAUGACAAUAUUUCGUACCUUAAAAAAAUAUUCACCGAUGUGUUUCCUUKCUACCUUGGCGAACAUUUUCCAAUUAAAAACGGAACAAUGUUUCGUUUUCCUCUUCGCAACGAGGAAAUGGCAAAGGAGUCAAAAAUCUGCGACACUCCGAUAACGACAAAAGAUCUCGAUAACUUGCUUGAUUCCUUCAAAAAUGAAAUGCUUGACGUUCUUCUUUUUGUUAACAACGUGAAAGAAAUCUCAGUCUGUGAGAUUGACAAGGAAACUGGAAACAUGAMCGAAAAAUACAGCGUUAAGGCAWCGCUAUCAGAAGAAGACRAAGAAAAWCGACGASAUUUUGCUGCUCGUGUCAGCGAAAUUNGAAAACGUCUACAGGAUGGAGCAAUGUCGAUUUCCGAUGUCCCUCUACACCAAGUAUCCUAUGUUGUUAAUCUGGAAGACCGUGAGGGUUUGACUCAGAGAUGGUUUGUUGUUCAGAAGAUUGGUUUUGAAAACCCAAAGRAAAUUCCAGAUGCUGUAAUCAAGGCAUUCCAAAAAGGUGAUCUGGGCCUAUUGCCGCGUGGAGGUGUGGCAUCGUUGAUCAGUCCCUCCAUUGAAAAUCCACCCGGAAAAGCCUUCUGUUUCUUACCCCUUCCUUUUGAAACAGGCCUACCAGUUCACAUUAAUGGGCAUUUUGCUCUAAACCAUGAAGAUCGUAGAAGCCUCUGGCGAGAUGACAGAGGUAAUGAUUACAGGAGUAACUGGAAUGAUGCAUUACUACGACAAGUGAUUGCGCCAUGCUAUGUAACCUUACUAGAUGAGGUGAGGCAACUGAUCUUAUUGCCAGUGAAUGCCAAUAGAACAAAAUUAAGUUGCAGUCGAGAUGAUGCRGAGCAAAUGCUUAAUUCAUGCUAUGCAGAUUUAUUCCCUUCUCUGUCGUCCCGUGAAUUGUAUUGGGAGACUCUGGCCAAGRAAGUAUAUCGUUAUAUGGAUGCAAAACGCGUUCGUCURCUUCCAGUUCUACGUCAAGUUAGAAACACGAAUGAGCAAGAGCAAGUGGUCAUUGAGUGGCUGCCACCAACGGGAGAAGGUCCAGACCAGGCUUUUUUUGGUAUUUUGAUAGAGAACCUGCCAAAAGAGUACUCAACGUAUGAUUACAAAAAGAAGGAAAGAGCGAAGAAAAGAUGUAGAAGUUUGAGAGACACUCUUCUUGCUGUGGGCUUCAACCUUCUUUGUAUGCCAAUGAGAGUGUACGAGUGUUUCAAGAAAUCCAAAGUGGAUGUAAGCCUUAUCUCAUCGGCCGAUGUUAUUCAUUUCUUUGGAACAUACGACGCCCCAAACCAGCUGUGUAACGUUGGAUGCCUGCCUUUGGGUAUUAAAGAUACUCCAUUUGAAAGUGUCGACAACUUGCUUAUGGUUCUCAAAUAUUGCAGUCAAGACGAAAACUUUUGUCAACUUCUUGAUGGUCUUCCAUUGCUCCUUACCCAAGAUGGCGUUCUUCGUGUCUUAAGUAGAAACUUUCCAGUGUUUCAGAGUGGUUACUCUGAGAUACUUCCUCAUUGCAGCUCAAUGUUUGUACACCGUGAGAUGUUUAACACGGUUUUCUGCCUCAAAGAUGGUCAUACGACGUCCCCAGUUUUCAAAGAUUUUGACAUCAAUGCAUUUGCUCAUCUUCUUCCAAGAGAAUUGAACAAGGGCGUCUACAAAUCCACCAAUGAAUAUGUUAUCUGGGAUCCAGAAGAUAGAGAGAAGAUUCCAAACAAACAUUGGAUUUGGCAUGUGUGGAGAUUCUUUUCAAAAUAUGUGAAGAAACUCAUCGAUGAACACCUUGAAGAGAAGAAAAAAAACAUGGAGAAUGAAGUACCGAAGGGUUCAACUUCAGAAGAAAUGCGCCACAAUGAGAAAAUGGAGCGCAAACGUAUCUUGCAAGAAGCCUUGUCACCUGUCAAUGAAUGGUGUCUUCUUCCAGCUACCGAAACAGAAAAAGGUUAUUCUUCAAAGGAUAGACAUCUCCUAUUCCCUCUAGCGUCGGCCAAGUCUGUGAUUCACUUUGAAUCCUAUAGAAGGGAAUUCACUAGUACGUAUACUUCUCUUCUAAGAACGAGUCUUGAGAAAAUGGGGCUUCCUAAAUUGAACUGCAGAAUACUGGAUGGUGGAUCUUAUAGUCCCUUCUAUAGCAAAACGGCAAGGCAAAUUGUGGCUGGUUUAGAUGAUCCAACAUCUAUUUUAAGAGUUAUUGUACAAAAGCUAAAGAGGGAACCCAAUUCCCUUCAUGGUCUAGAGAACCUUGCUUGCGAAAGUGUGCUGCAUUUUUUCAGCGAACAGAUAAAGCUAUUCAACAGCGAAGACAGCGAAGAUCUGAAGGCCCUUCCUUUCUACACAACUAUACAUGGUGAAUCAAUUAGCAUCAAAGAAAUGCAAGCAAUAGUGCUUUUCGAUUCGAUUCCCAAGGACGACAUGCAUAUCUGGCAAGAAAAGUCAAGGAUUGCGUUUUUAAAAGAAGAUUAUAGAUUGAAAGACCUUUAUGCCUUCUUGGGAUGUGAUUCUAAGAACGCCAUUGACUUGUACUGCGACAUUAUAUUUGAGAAAUUUCAUGAAAUGAGUGAAGAGGCAAGACUUGAGCAUUUAAAGUUUCUUCAAAGUUUGUUAACGGGCUCAGACUCAGAUAUUUUUCUAAAGGAUCCAAGAAAUGAUGAAAAGUCCGAGGAUAGGGAGAAGCUGUUACAAGAGCUCCGUAAGUUGAAGUUUAUUCCAGAUAAGAGUGGGUCUUUUAAAACCGCGUCUAGUUUUUACGACCCUUUCAAUGAAGUCUUCAAAGCGAUGUUUCAAAACAAACAAGAUGUAUUUCUUCCUAAACUCUUUUGUGAAGUUGAAUGGCUGCACUUUGUACGUCGGAUAGGGCUCAUCCAUGAAGUCACUGACGAACAAUUCUUACAGUUUGCCAAGGAAGUAGAAACUGAAGCCAAGACAAGACCGAGUGAAGCAACAAAGGAUAAAUCAGAUACUCUUGUCAGACACCUUUUCCAACUAGAAAACGUCGCAACAAGUGCACUUUUGGAGUAUGUGAAAGAAAUCUGUUUCAUCUUUCCUUGUGUGGAUAGUGUGGAUAGUGUGGAUAGUGUGGAUAGUGUGGAUAGUGUGGAUAGUCGGCUACAAUGUCUGCAUAAACAGUAUGGCAUGAAACCAAGUGGCUUGCCCUACAUCUGUUUUAAAGAUUCUGUAGCCUCUAAUUAUCAUAAUGAUCAUUACAUUUGCUGGACAAGUGCAAACCUUUUGCCGUCCAGUGCCAACCCAUUGCAUUGUUAUAGAGUAAAUCCAAAUUACGAAGGUAACCACAAAUUGAAUCAUCAUAGAAACUACAAAGAAAGGAUCUUCCAACGAUUAGGGAUUCUUGAAAACCCAACUGUUGAUAUGGUGGUCACUCAUUGUGAAACCAUCUGCAAAGUGCUUACCCAAAAGAAGCCCACCGAAAACAAGGAGAGAAAAGAUUGUCUUGAAAACUCUCGCCUAGUACUCGGAAUAAUGACAAGCAUUUACGAGUAUCUGCAAAGAAUCUACUAUGGAAAUGAAGAAGUCAUUGAUGAUUUGAAGAACAUCCGCUGCAUCGUAGUUGAUGGUGGCAAUCGAUUUGUGUUUCCUAUCCAAGUGGCCGUGGAUAUCACAUCAGACCAAGAAAUCCCGCCAUAUCUGUACAAGAUUUUUGGUGAAGUGGCAGCUUAUGCAGAACUAUUUGAAAAUCUUGGUACAACCAACACUAUCACUGCAGCACAGUAUUUGAUGGUACUGAAGAAUAUACAUGAUGAAUGUGGUGACGAGAAGCUUCACCCUAACGAGAUACGCAAAGCUUUUAAAGCUACAAAAGGUUUUUUUGAAACAUUUAAUAAAGUUGAAGACAAUGAGAUUAAACCUCUCUACCUACCAGGAGUCAAACAUAAUCCGUCUGACCAUUCCAUCAAUAUGGUAUUUUUGAGACCGUCUGCCGACAUUUUGUACAAUGAUGCUCCACACCUCAAGGAAAGAAUAAGAAAAUUCAAGAAAUCGAUUCUUGUUAAACUCGCUGACUGUGAACUGGAAGUAAAUAAUGAAGACCUGCUGGUGAAGAAGCUUCCUGAAUCCAUUCGUCCUCGCAUGCUUACGUCCGUGGUUCGUGAAACCUUAGUGGAAGAAAACCAGGCCCUUUCUUGUUCCAGCACAGCACAGGAACUCCGGCAGGUUUUGACAUCACGUGAGUUUUGUCAGGGAAUAAUACGCCUGAUCAAACAUGCUGACUACAAAAAUGAUGCAGAUACCAGCACAGAUAUCUCUACAUUGGUACAAGAAAGAUUGAGAUGCAUUCGUGUGUGCAGCGUUCCUAACCUUCGGACGAAGCUUGUAUACAAUGGUAGAGCAAUACCUGGGAGUGAAUCAGACGUUUCUUGCUUCGAGGAAGAAACGGAAGAAGAGGGUGAAAAAGUGUGGAAGAUAUACAUCGAAAAGGAAGCUGAACUUUCCACGUACGUUUCAGUGGUGGCUGAAAUCAUAGAUAGAAUAACGGGACAUCUUCUCAAAACUAUGCUGGUUCAUCUUCCAACGUUGCUGUCCUCAAAACCCUACAAAAUAAAGGGCCUCUUGGAUACACUGAAGAUUCGCGAGGACAAGUCAGUGCUGAAAAUUGAAGCAACAAGUCUUCCUACACCUGGCAACUUUAUUCAUAUUACAGACCAUCACUUGCUGGUGGAUGACUUCACAGUGUUCAGUCCUGGUGAGUACGUUGGUUAUGAGCUUGAUGAUCCAAGUCUUCGAGGAGAAGAUGGCACCCCAACCUACAUCUAUGCAAUUGUCAUCGAAGAAGUCAUCGAGGACGGACAACCMUCAAACACAGAACCAAGCUUAAGAAAAUACAGAAUUGAUAUCGGGAAAGACACAGAACCAAUUGUUGUAGACGCAGCAGAUUUGUACAAGUUCUACCGCCCGAGCCGCCAGGGCAACAGUGAGUGUUUAGAAAUGGAACCCUUUACUGGUUCUCGAGAUGAAAAGCCUGCCAAUCUUGAUGAACAUGAAAUUCGAAACGAGAUCAGAAGAAUUCUCCAAGAGGCUUGGAAGCAACCCGAAGAAAAACGAAGGAAGAUCAUAAAGCGUUUGUACCUUAAGUGGCACCCAGAUAAGAAUCCAGGAAAUGAAACGUUUUGCACGGAAAUUUUCGAGUUUAUUCUAUCAGAAAUUGAACGAAUGAAGCAAGAACACAAGAUAGAAGACUCUGACAGCAAUUGUGACGUAUGGGGUAAUCGAGCUCAACGUCAUGGAAGACAAAGAUCCUCUUUCAAUCGUGGGGGUGGCUUUUCUACUUUUUCUCCGGGGUCAUACAGACGUAACCCUCAACCUGGUGAAGCAAGAAGGUGGUACAAACAAGCGAAAGCAGAUCUGGAAGCAGCAAGUAACGAUGUAGAAUGUCAAAGAACCUCGUACGAAUGGGCGUGCUUCAAGUGCCAUCAGUCCGCAGAGAAAGCCUUGAAAGCAGCACAGUAUUCAAUAGAUGCUGAUAAAACCAACGUCCACGAUCUGAGGAAGAUAGCUCAUGACCUAAACAAUGAUAACUUGAGCAGGUUGGCCUCAAAGCUUGAAAGUCUUGUUGGAGAUUCAACACGCAUGCGUUAUCCAGACCGAGUACGGUAUCCCAACAUACCCCAUGAUGUAUACACUAGUUCAAUGGCAUCAAAGGCAAUAGAUCUUGCAUUAGCCAUCGUCCAGGAGGUGGCAUCAAAGUUCAUAGACUGAGCAGCAUGAAAACAGAUGAAAAAGAUUCUCACCGUCUAACAACGUCAAGUAUAUGACUGUCGAUUAACUUUUAAUAGAUUUAGUUUUCCAUAYAUCUCUUAACAAAUUUUAACCAAUGCAAGCCUAAAAAGACUCAGAUUCAAUGACAGCGAAAACCCUUGAAAACUCGUGGAAAAAGAGUUCAAAGCUAUGAUUGCAUCUUUAGAUUAUAGAAAUUUCGGUUAACUUUUAAUAGAUUUAGUGCAACUUCUCAUACGUUUUAAUCAAUUACAGAUAGUUUUAGUUAUAUGUGUUCGAUUCCAGUGUUAUUCAGUUAAGCUAGUAAGACAAUUAUCAAUCAGGAAAACUGGAGAGAAAUUAAACAUUGUCGAAA